AUGGCAGGUGAAUUCGGGAAAGGAAAUUUACCGUUUGCGUCGACACUACGGCUGGCUGACUCAUCAAGUAUGUAUCGCAUAUCGUCGGCCCCGGAAACGCGCAUUUCUCCGCAUUCUUGUAUUAUUGUGAGUAAAAAAACGAUUGUGACCAAGUGCGAAGCAUACUUUGGUGGGGAUGAUGUAUGGGGUAAGGAAGGUAAAAGUACAGUAAUCACUUCGUCACUCUUGUUAUCAGGCUAA
Plasmopara halstedii is the source of this 240-nucleotide messenger RNA. RefSeq lists its product as uncharacterized. The record is from RefSeq and is a predicted model, not a curated record. The transcript is spliced from 2 exons. Lineage: Eukaryota; Oomycota; Peronosporomycetes; Peronosporales; Peronosporaceae. The coding region runs from base 1 to 240 and encodes 79 amino acids.